UAAAAUUGUUAUAUCCUCUGGACCUUGCCUUUUUGCAUUAGAUUGGAACUUGUCUAUUUGGCGAAUGACGUGCCCUCCGCCCGCACCACACACUUGCUCUCGUUUUCUCUCUCUCUACCAGCCACCAAGAGUACACCACCCCCCACCCGCCUCUGCUUCUUUGCCUCUGCCCCUGCCAUCGCUCUUCCCUCCCUCCUCGGCGCUGCUAGCGAGCGUAUUGGCUGGGCCGCCCGUGACUGGGUGCCAAAUAGGUGGUCCCUGCUCAUGUUGGCACACACUCAGUCAAUGGGUGCAGGAGCAAAGUGAGGAAGAAGAGAGCGAAGGCAGAGUUGCAGGCAUAGAGGGCGAAAAAAGAAGCGACACUCGGGUUUGCCAGCGGUCGCGCGCACUCUUCCAACAUUGAUUCCGUCCUCUUGUUUUGCUUCUUGUUUUUUUUUUUUUUUUCUCUGUGCUCACCCACUUGUCCAACUCUCUCCAUUUCUCUCAUGCAGUCUGAGUCUCAUGCAGAUUCUACUGAACUCUACCUGCAUUGCCAAGAGUUGCUCUGGCUUUCCGGUUGACAUAUUUUCGACCUAUUUUUCUCAGUUUUUAACAGUUUCAUCCACUUGAUGCACUUAUUUACUUCCGGUAGCCCUUUUUUUUGCAGUGAGGUUGCUGAACUUCUUGACACUCUCCUUCUGUUGUGCUUUUAAACAACAACUGUCCUUCUCCAGCUACACCUCCUCUUGUGUUCUUUUACUGGUACUGCACCGUGACCUUUGACUUUUUUUGGGCUACUUUCAUCGGACUGCUACCCCUUCUUUUUUAAUUUUUUUUUUUUCAUUACUUGACCUUUCCUCCUGUGCGCAUUGAAACAUCAAAGCAUUUUAUUUUGAUUUUUUUUUUUUGCAAUCUGCGGUGUCAAUUUAUGAUGAAAGAGAAAAAUGGAUGAAUUCCACCCCUUCAUCGAGGCCCUGCUGCCCCACGUCCGCGCCUUUGCCUACACCUGGUUCAACCUGCAGGCCCGCAAGCGCAAGUACUUCAAGAAGCACGAGAAGCGUAUGUCCAAGGAGGAAGAGCGCGCCGUGAAGGACGAGCUGCUGGGGGAGAAGCCCGAGAUUAAACAGAAGUGGGCCUCGCGCCUGCUGGCCAAGCUCCGCAAGGACAUCCGGCCCGAGUUCCGCGAGGACUUUGUGCUCACCAUCACGGGGAAGAAGCCCCCCUGCUGCGUGCUGUCCAACCCCGACCAGAAGGGCAAGAUCCGUCGCAUCGACUGUCUGCGCCAGGCUGACAAGGUGUGGCGACUGGACCUUGUCAUGGUCAUCCUGUUUAAAGGCAGCCCCUUGGAGAGCACGGACGGCGAGCGCCUGGUCAAGUCGCCGCAGUGCACCAACCCGGGCCUUUGCGUCCAGCCGCACCACAUCGGGGUGUCCGUCAAAGAGCUGGACCUCUACCUGGCCUACUUCGUCCAUACGCCAGAAUCCGGACAAUCAGACAGCUCCAGUCAACAAGGGGACACCGACAUUAAACCACCGCCCAAUGGACACCUGAGUUUCCAAGACUGCUUUGUCACCUCAGGGGUUUGGAACGUGGCUGAGCUCGUCAGAGUGUCACAGACUCCUGUUGCUACGGCGUCAGGUCCGAACUUCUCAUUGGCUGACCUGGACAGCAGUCCCAGUUACUACAACAUCAACCAGGUGGCCGUGGGGCGACGCUCCCUCACUUCCCCUCCCUCCACCAGGUCUGAGGUGGAACUGUACGCAAACCUUCCGCGGAGCUCCACCAAGAGGAAGUCGUUAGACGACAGUGAGAUGGAGAGCCCCACAGAUGAUGUUUUCUAUCCUGGACGCUCGCCAGCUGCCAGCUCAUCCCAGUCCAGCGCGUGGCCCAAUGACAUGGAUGCAGUGCAGCACCAUUUGGCCAGUGUGCAGGAGAGGAAGAUAAAACAUGAAAACGAAGGCGUGCAGUUUCCUUACCAUGGACUGUCCUCGCCUGGUUCACUUAAGAAGCCGGGGAAGUUUGAUUUCAACGCCCUGUCUUCCCAGAGGUCCCCCCGCAUGGCGUUCACACACCACCCGCUGCCCGUGCUGGCAGGAGUGAGACCAGGGAGCCCCCGUGCCUCAGCUUCAGCCCUGCACUUCCCCUCCUCUUCAAUCAUCCAGCAAUCCAGCCCUUAUUUCACCCACCCAACCAUACGCUACCACCACCACCAGGACCCGCUAAAGGAGUUUGUGCAGUUUGUGUGCACUGACGGCACAGGACAGCCGAGCGCACAGCCUAAUGGAGGUGGCCAGAGCAAAAUGCCGGGCUCCUUCCUGUUGCCCCCGCCACCCCCGGUGGCACGCCCUGUGCCCCUCCCUAUGCCCGACUCUAAAACCAUCAGCACGCCCACCGACGGUGGACUCAGCUCACCCGCAUCUCCGUCAUACUCCACGCCAGGCUCCACAGCUCCCAACCGGUUUGUCGGCAUCGGAACACGGGACAACUUUCUGAAUAUCCCCCAGCAGACUCAGUCCUGGUUCCUCUGACAAGGUCUCAUCGAAUCAACAGCUAAAACGGUGUCAUGAAAAUUGGAGAGAAAAAAAUGACCAAGAGCAGACUGCUGACACUAAAAAAAGGUCUCCCUCUGGCCCACAUUGUACAAAGUACGACUACAAAACCCACAACCCACGUGCUGCCCCAAUCCAGCCCUAUUUGAACUGGAACAUUCGUAAUCCCCCCCGCACCCACGUCUCCCCUCAGAAAUGGUCGAGGCCACAAUGAGAUGAAGUGGACAGACUUGUAACGCCAGGCAGAAGACGAGGAACUGUCACACGCUCAUUAAGGAAAUGUUGGAUAGGAAACGCAAAUAUGGCAACCUGGCAAUUGACCAAUUUUACAUUUUUUCUUUUAAUCACUUUUAUGUUUUUUAUCAUUUUGUCGUCUCCACCAUGAAACUCCACGCAAUGGCCCAGGAGGUUAAAAAAGUAUGGUAGUCAGUGCUCACCACCUAAAUUGCGCACCUCCUCUUCUGAUCUCAAAGAUCCUGGUGACGCCCGUCUUUGAUGAUGACCACAAACGCAGCCACAUCCCUGCGUGUUGCCCCACCUCCCUCUCGCGCACCUCAUUCGCUCAGCCCUGAAGACCCAUUAAUUUCCGAUUGGCCAAUCCCCGUGACGCCAUCAGAUGGUGUGACAUAUAUGCACUAAGUGGCUGGUCUAUUUUGUUUACCUGUCCAAGUAUCAGGGCAACUUUUUUUUUCUUUUGCGGGGAGGACAAGAAACGUUAGCCAGUUGAAAGCGUUUGAAAACACUAAGGCUACAUGUGCUCUUUCAUCCCCUCACCUAUGCACUAUUAAUUCUCAUUAGGGAUGAACAGAAUUGCACGUGGACGGCCACAAGGGCGGUGAGGGAAGCCAGAUGAGCAAAUGCUUCACAGGGAUGUGGCUGCGCAUCUAGGUAUAGAUGAACCCCUCAAAUGCAACACACAUACACACACACUUGCAACCAUCUUCCCUAAAAUAGUCUGUCACACAGCCACACCUCGUUUUAUUAGCAUAAGGGAUGGGCAUAAUAAUUAAUCAAUCAUGUAUUGGAGCCAUUGAAGCAAAAUGGAGGCAACUACUUGGCUAGCAACUACAGUGAAUCCCCAUUUAAUGCAGCGGUUAUGAGAGAACGACCAUGUGACGUUUUUUUUUUUUUUUUAAUCUCCCUUUACCACACUUUUAACUCAUUUAAAUAUAUUAAAACAUUUUUUAAAAUAUUUACGAGUGCACGCUAUGUCACACAGAGCUAAAAUUAACCUUUUCAUGCUCGAAUUCUGAUUAUAUUGUUUUUUUUUUCAUUAAAUGAUUUUUAUUAUCUAUAGAGGACAUUGGUCUCAAAUGUGCAGCUAAUUGUGGCCUGCAGGACAAUAUUGAAUUGUAGUAUUAGUGUUGCCCACACAUAUUUUGCAAUGGGUAUUAAAAAAAAUAUAAACAAAUAAUUUGAAAUAAAUUUAAUUAAUUGAUUAAAGGAAAUGAAAUAUUAAAAAAAAAUAAUGAUUUUUUUAAAGCCAUUCGUGUUGAAAUAUAAUUCAAAAUAAAAUUCAUUUUUAAGAAUUUAUAACUGAAAAAAAUUGUUAUAAAAAAGAAAAAAUCAAGUGUGGGCCGUGAGUAUUUUGCUCUGGAAUUUUUUUUAUUGUUUCUUUUUUUUUUUUUUUUUUUUUUUCUUUUGAGACCUCACAUAGCUUAACUGUUUUGCUGCCAUUGAUGGCGAUCGAUGUCCAAUCCAUUUUAACUGGGAGUGGCUGGAAGCGAUCAAAUGAUUGUUUAAAUACACAUAAGCUAAAUUGGUUUAUAAAUGUGUCAUUAUAUGGUUAAGGUGAAGGGGAUGAAAUAUAUUAUUGGCAUUUAAAAUGAUUAUUUACAAUAUUUGCAGUUGUAAUACCAUCAAGUGACAUAUUGAACUGUAGUAACAGUAACUCAGAGUGCCACAGUGAUUUAUUUUGAAUAUCCUUGAAAGACUUUUUUUUUUUAAGAUGAUUUUAUUUUCAAACUAAAAUAAGUGUUUUCAUUUGUUUUUGAAUCAGCUUGAUAGCACGAGAAAAUCCCUAUUGUUCCUUUCACUUCUUUUGUAAGCUAUUCCAGAGUUCUAGUACGAAAAAUAUUCUAAUGAACACCCUAAAAUCCAGUCAUUAGGGGUCGCUCAUAACGCUGCUCUAUAGUUCAUCACCGUGCCUUUUUUUCUCCGAGCACACGUCGCAGUUUAAUGACACAUCCGUCGUGGAACACUGUAUUUGCUGUCUAAAUAAUUACAAUUGUAAAAACUCAAAUUGAUUAAAAGUAGUCAAAUGCCCAUCCCCGUUCAGGAUUUAUUUUACAGGAAGACGCACAAACACAGCAUGAGCUUCAUAUUAUUGGCUUUCAUUUAGCUUGUAGGUUUUUUUUUUUUCUUGUGAUCCUCUUUUGUUGGCAGAUUCUUUUUCCUUUUUUUUAGUUUUGUUCCACUUGGAAUGCUUUGCAUGUCAUAACACUUUCCGCAGUAGUUUCUAUAUAGCACCCUUCAGACCAGGCCCAGGUUUUUAGUGAGUAGAUGUCAACUAAACAGUGAAAACCUCUCAAAAUCUCUUGCGCGUAUGGACAGCACGGUAACAACAGCUCAUCACACACAAUUCACUGCGUUGCUUCACUUUAUAGUCCAGUCAAAGGAAUAUACGCACACACAUGGACACACACGAACACUGACACCUGUCAAAAAAUAUGAUAAAGGGAAGCCUUUAUAUUUGGUUCUCCAAAAUGCUUUUUUAAUGGUUUUUCAUUCAUUUAAGAUUUGUCUAAAUUGACAUUUGUUACAUGUAAAUGUUCACAUUAAGAAAUUGCAUCAUGACGCAAUCCAACAUCAAAAGCCAACGUCAAAAAAUAACUGGACUGCCUCGCUGUUGGUUCUCUUUUGCAGGGAUAGUAAUGACUGAGACUCAGCUCUCAGCCUCUUUAGUAACAUUAGCUCUAUGUACUAAAAUGUUUAUCAAAACAGUAAGAUGAAAGUGCCUCUGUAUUCCCUUCAUGCAAUUAGUAUUCCACUUCAGGUUUUUUUUCCUGCAUGUGAGCGAAUGCUCAGUGCUUUAAACACUGGCCUCGACCGGGGUUUCCCAAUUCAGCACAAAAUAUGUAUUGCUUUCAAGUGACAUGAAUAAGAACAAAAAUGUACUGAAUCAAAAAAAUUGUGCCUCUUUGAUGAUAAAUAGCAGGAGCCUUUUGUUCUGACAAUCUUAACUUUAAAAAAAACAGCCCCAUCCUAAUUUGGGAAACCCUGGCCUGGAUGCAUAUAUAUAGAGGACUGUGCAAACAUGCUUUUUGUAAAGACACAGAGAGAUAUCUUAUACAUAUAUAUUUAUGAUAUAUGCUCCUUUUUAACUUUUUGCUAUAAGCUGGUGGGCAGUCUAGUUAUUUUCUGAACCUUCCUUUCCCGGAAAGCCCUUUGGUUGAUGUCACUUUUCCCUUUGCAGUACAAACCCCAAACGACACCACACACGUGCAGCAGCGCAGCGUUCUAAUACCUUAGAUGAACAUGUCAACAAAUUUUGACUGUAGAAUUGAAGAAGAAAAAAAAGUGUUUUGUUUUUUGAUGGAAAGUAUUAUUAUUGAGAAAUAUGUGUCGAUUGAGCCACGUGCAAUGCAUUGGGUAGAUCAUUGUGUUUGUCUGUUAGAGAUUUUUAAGAAAGCUACGAGAAAAGAGAAAAAAAAUGUAUUUGUCUCAAGUCCAUAAGCUCCGGGACUCUAAACUUAGAGGGCCAUGAUGGAAAAAAAAAAAGACAAAAAAAAAAAAAAAAAACUUAGUCUUUGUAAGUUGGGGAUAAUGUUUUUAUUUCCUUUGUCUCUCUUUUUUUUAAUGUUUCUGUGUAAUCAUUUGUUUAUAAAAAAGAAAAAAAGAAAUUGUGGGAGGGCUGAAGGAAAAAAAAUCUACACAACUUCUCUAUCAUCAAGUGAAAACCGGUGCUCCUGAAACACUAUCAAUUCCAUUCUGAACAUUAUAAAUGAAUGGUAAUGAACAAAAAAUAAGCCGCAUUACUCCUCUUCUAUCUCUCUCUACUAUUUGUAUUCUUCUAUUGAGUGGGAGGGGGGUGUUCCCAGUUUUCUGAGAAAAAUUGACUGUCAGGUCAGGAAAGCCAGCCAACCUUUUACCCGAACGCUGCCUAAACUUUGCCACAAGGAACCCCAAACAUUGGCCUAAAUACACAAAAAGAAGUCCUCCCGUGAUGGCUUUUAUUUCUAGUCGCAUGGAGACGCGCUGAGGCGACGACUAAAAGUAGAACGCUGCUAAAACAAGCACGACAAGACCAUUUUAUCCUUGGGCAGCAAUGUGAGCCUCUCCCCUUGUUGCAAACCCCUCUCCUGCACCCCCUCCACCCGCCUCUGUAAAUGACUCUUCUAGUGCUUGUGCUGUAGUGUAUAGUUUCCCAGCAGUUAAAAGUUGUCCCUUAAAAGUGCCUUUUGUUCACAGACUCCAUUUUGUAAUCCAGUAUUUUGUUUUGUUUUCUUCGCCGGUUAUGCUGGAGCGCCGCGCUCUGGCACAACCGUACGUUUUAAAAUGAACCAUUAUUGUUCCUCCCUUCUCUUCCUGAUAUCUAUAUGCUGAAAUCUGCAUACAGGUAUUAAAGGUGUGAAUUAGUUCUUUAUUGAUAAAUGAUGGCAAAAAAAAGUGUCAUUGUUCAGGUGUCACUUUCUUUCCUUUCUCCCCCUGUCUCCACUGUCUAUUUUCUCUUGAGACACUCAAGUAGUAUGUAACUGUGUGUCCAUCACGCUCGCUCACUGGCUCGCUCUCUCCCGCUGAAGGGCGAGACAAAAAAUAUAUAUAUUACUGAGAAGCUUUUUUUCUUUUUUUUUUUGUCUGAGCAGAAUGCAGUUAGCUCACAUGUUAUUCUUGUCUGUAUGCUUCACAUUGUAUCGCCAUACACAUCACUUCUGCUUCUCCAUUCAACAGCUAAUGUACGUGAACAAAUGACGCUGACGGGCUUUUGGGGGUGUCCUUGGGAGGGGUUUUAGGAAGGGAUGCGUUGGUUCGGGAUGGAGAAAAGCUAAAUUAACUGCUUGGGGUUGUAGGAACGGGCUGCUUGAACUAGGGUAAGAGUUUGCUCUUUUGUUUUGGUUAUUUAUUGUUUGGCUUAGUUUUACCCUGUUUGUUUCAUUAUAAUUUGGAAUAUUCUUUUUUUUUUAUAUAUAUAUUUGCUAUCAGGGUAUGCUGUGUUUAAAAGCUCUUUGAGGACAGGAAGCCGUGGACUUAAAAUGAAAGCUACAAGCACCUUAUUGCCGGACUUAUCCUGCAUGAGGUUGAAGGGAAGGGGGUGGGGUUGCAAUUUGAAAAGUAUCUGUCCACAAAGGAAUCUCUGCUAAGUAUUAUUGUUAAUGGCGGGUUUUACACAGUAAAACUCUCAGCAGUAUUACCCACUUACAGGACACCAGCCAACUUAAUGAGAGGUCAUUGCGCGCGUAACCUUUCAGGGGGUUCCCCCACUAUUUGUCCCCUUCUGCCCCCACCUCAUGCUGGACAGCUCCAGGUCUGUGUUCUCUCGUUUAGUUUGUUUUCUUAGGCGUGUAUGGUUACUGGUGUACUAGGCAGCAGCCCCCUCAUCCCCCUUUAGUCCCAGCUCCUCUACACCUCUGUCUACGCACCACUUCUUUGUGAGAACACCCCCAGAGCUCUAAGUGAAAUGCAUGUGUUAAUUACAGUUUCUUUUCCAUAAGAAGAAAAACACAGUUUGAGAAGAGCAGUACCUGAUUGAAUAAAAAGGAUGUUCUUGACUGUA
Molecule: messenger RNA, 8241 nt
Organism: Corythoichthys intestinalis (scribbled pipefish)
Lineage: Eukaryota; Metazoa; Chordata; Actinopteri; Syngnathiformes; Syngnathidae
Gene: nfixa
Product: nuclear factor I/Xa
Exons: 13
Coding region: 924-2507 (527 amino acids)
Biological process (GO): regulation of transcription by RNA polymerase II
Cellular component (GO): nucleus
Molecular function (GO): RNA polymerase II cis-regulatory region sequence-specific DNA binding; DNA-binding transcription factor activity, RNA polymerase II-specific
Source: RefSeq, a predicted model, not a curated record